UACACCCUAACAAAUCCCUCUCCACGGGCAGACUCCAUAGUCCGAGAGCGAGGAGAAAGGAACAGAGCGACAGAAAUGGCGGAAGAGGCGCGAGAUAGCGAGAGCCCGAACGAGGGGGCGCACGAAAUUGAGUCGCAGAUUAAAGGCGCUAUGCACUCACGCGUGGCUCACUUCAAAGAACAAGCAGAUUCUUUGACAUUUGAGGGGGUACGGAGAUUGUUAGAGAAAGACUUGGGGUUGGAGACGUAUGCUUUGGAUGUGCAUAAGAGACUUAUAAAGCAAUGUUUGCAGGAGUGCCUAGAUGGUGCUGAUGAUGACAAUGCCUCAAAAACUUUUGGGGAGAUGGGGGAAAAAGGUUCCCCUAGAGGAGAAGUGGCAGAGGCAUCUGAUGAACUUCACUUAAAGAAAGAUGUAAAUGACUCCGAAGACUCUCCAGUUAUGGGCCUUCUGACAGGACAUAAGAUGACAAAAUCAGGAACCGAGGAAAAUGAAAUCAGUGGAAAUAAUGAAGCUCCAAGCGAGAGCACAAUAAAGAAAGCUAUUAGAAAAAGAGCUUCUUAUGUCAAAGCUAAUUCGGAGGAUGUUACAAUGGCUGGACUUCGUCGACUUUUGGAGGGAGAUCUUAAACUUGAUAAAUAUACUCUUGACCCCUAUAAGAAGUUUAUAAGUCAACAAUUAGAUGAGGUAUUACAAUCUCAUGAAGUUUCUGAAGACAAACCACCAGUUAAUGUCAAGAAAAAUGUUAAGAGAGUUUUUCGUAGCAAAGCAUCUAAAAAGGUCAGCAGUGAAGAGAGUUCGGGUUCCUUAGAUAGCAAAGGCGAUGAGGAGGAAGAAGAAGAAGAAGUGAAACCUAGAAAGAAAAGCAUUCCAAAAGGAAAGAUGCAGAAGUCUGAUCUUACAAAACGGAAACCUGCAAAGGAGAGCAAUGUAUCUAACAAGAAACCGCGGAAGGCUGGAGAAACAAUAUCAGAGGAUAAUAGUGAUGCAGAAGAUGGUGGACAUGUCUCCGAAGAUGAUAACUCUCAAUCAUCUCCUGAGAAACCUGUGAAGAAGAAAGAAGUUUCAAAUCUUACAUAUGGGAAACGUGUGGAGCACCUGAAAUCAAUUAUCAAAUCUUGUGGAAUGAGUGUUCCUCCAUCAAUUUACAAGAAAGUAAAGCAGGUGCCUGAGAACAAACGUGAGGCCCACCUGAUAAAGGAGUUGGAGGAGAUACUAUCUAAAGAAGGAUUGUCUGCAAAUCCUUCAGAAAAAGAAAUCAAGGAUGUCAGAAAGAAAAAGGAAAGAGCGAAAGAACUUGAGGGCAUUGACAUGAGUAAUAUUGUACAGAGUUCACGUAGAAGGUCUGCUAUCAGUUUUGUAGCUCCUCCAAAGCCAAAAAUACCAGUUGAAAGCGAAGGUGAUGAUGCUGAAGAUACUGAAAAAGACAAUGAUGUAGAUGAUGAUGAUGAUGAAGAUGACGAAGAUGACGAUGAUGAUGAAGAGGAUGAUGAUGGCAGCCAGAGUGAAGAGUUUAAUGACGAUGCUGAUGAAGACAGUGAUUAAUUUCUUCUUGAGAGGACUUGGUUGCUGAUAACAGGAGCCUGAACAGUUAGAGUAGAAGAAUGUACACUGUAAUUUAGUUUCAUUAUUUCAUUUGGGUGUGGAACAGUGGUCAAUGGUUGUAGUCUUUGAUGCAGAAUUUGUAUUCAACUUUGCCAAUUAGGGUUUUAAACUUCAGCUGUAUCAGUGACUGAGAACUCAGAAUGGGGUAUCCUUGGUCGGUGAAAGUAGUAGAGUUAUGAAAGCAAUAUUGCUAAUUUUUUGUAUGUUGGUGUAGGUUACAUUUGGUAUAAGUUGUGAUGAAGGCUUGUAGUGGGUCUGUUUUGAUGA
Corylus avellana is the source of this 1869-nucleotide messenger RNA. RefSeq lists its product as uncharacterized. Gene Ontology annotation, cellular component: nucleus. Lineage: Eukaryota; Viridiplantae; Streptophyta; Magnoliopsida; Fagales; Betulaceae. The record is from RefSeq and is a predicted model, not a curated record.